AUGACAUCGCUUGGUAACCGAAACCAUUUUGCGCUCAGUCCUCAUGCAGAUCGUAUGAAUGAGGUGUUGGCGCUUGGGCUGAGGGUAGAGGGAAUAAAUGGCCGCCUUUGGUCUUAUUGGUGGAACAUAGAAGUGAGACCUAUAAACUAUUUUGCUCAGCCAAUCAACCGUGUUUUUCAUCCUAGCCUUACUUGCUCAGUGCAGUUCAACCAAAGAGUGCAUUUAGAGCACAUAUCCAGCGAUAAGCAGCGCGUGUACGUAUACUGGGCGUCUCUCGGACCAAGGACUGGCGACAUUCAUGUUUAUUUCUGUGCUGAAUAUGAGAAUGUAAAAGAGUUCUGUGGCGUGCACACUAGGACUUACCAGGACGCGGAUCGCGUCUUUUCGUCCACUCUGGCGUGCUUUCAGCGUACUGAAUGGACCCAUAAGGUCGCGGCGACCAAUGCGAUAUAUCCUGCUUGA
This is a messenger RNA of Gamsiella multidivaricata, 462 nucleotides long. RefSeq lists its product as uncharacterized. Lineage: Eukaryota; Fungi; Mortierellomycota; Mortierellomycetes; Mortierellales; Mortierellaceae. The coding region runs from base 1 to 462 and encodes 153 amino acids. The transcript has 4 exons. The record is from RefSeq and is a predicted model, not a curated record.